Messenger RNA from Salvia hispanica, 1422 nucleotides. NCBI's taxonomy places the organism in Eukaryota, Viridiplantae, Streptophyta, Magnoliopsida, Lamiales, Lamiaceae. The record is from RefSeq and is a predicted model, not a curated record.
CCUGAGACACACCUUAUGUCUCAAUCUCAUUCUCAGUCCGAAGAUCUAGAGAGCUGGUACCGCUCUUUUCUCCCGGCUACCACAGCUAGCACGAGUGAGGACGAGGCGCAUCUAGUCUACUCAUACCGCCACGUGUUUAAGGGAUUUGCUGCUAGGCUUUCGCCCAACCACGUCAAAGAUAUGGAGAAGAAGAAAGGAUUCAUCUCAGCACGGCCUCAGAAACCGAUGUCUCUGCACACAACACACUCUCCCAGCUUCUUGGGGUUGAACCAGAACACAGGUUUCUGGAAACACUCAAAUUAUGGAAAAGGUGUGAUUGUUGGAGUGUUGGACACCGGAGUACUUCCUGAACAUCCGUCCUUCAGCGACAAAGGGAUGUCUCCGCCGCCAGCUAGGUGGAAGGGAAAGUGCCAAUUCAACCACACAACGUGCAACAAAAAAAUUAUAGGAGCAAGAUACUUCAGUGCUAAGGACCAAAGCCCAAUAGAUGAUGACGGCCAUGGCACGCACACUGCCAGCACUGCUGCUGGGAAUUUUGUUGAAGGGGCGAAUGUUUUUGGCAGUGCCAAUGGGACAGCUGCGGGCGUUGCACCACAUGCUCAUCUAUCCAUCUACAAAGUAUGCUGUGCUGAAGGUGAUAUCCUUGCUGGGUUGGAUGCAGCUGUUGAAGAUGGAGUCGAUGUGCUAUCACUUUCUCUAUCCUUGGACUCAGGAGGCUUGUAUGAAGAUGCUAUUGCAAUCGGUGCAUUUAGCGCGAUGGAGAAGGGCAUCUUUGUUAGCUGCUCAGCUGGAAACGGCGGUCCAGGGCUCACAUCCGUAUUAAACGGGGCGCCUUGGAUUCUCACAGUCGGAGCAAGCACCAUAGACAGAAAAGUAGGAGCAAGAGCAAUGUUGGGAAAUAACCAACAAUUUGAUGGCCAGUCAGCUUUUCAACCAAGGAAUGUUCCUAAAAAGCACUUCCCGCUUGUUUAUGCAGGGAUGCUCAACGCUUCCGACGAAUAUGCGCUUAACUGCUUCAACGACUCACUCAGCCAAAGCGACAUCCGAGGGAAAAUAGUGGUGUGUGAGUGUGAAUAUGGCAUAUUAACACCAGUCGAAAUGGGGGAAGCAGUGAAGAGUGGUGGUGGUGCCGGCAUGAUUGUCUUAAACUCUAAGGCAUACGCAAACACCACCUUCUCGGAAGCCCACGUCCUUCCGGCCACACACCUCAACUAUGCAAACGGGUUGAAGAUCAAAGCUUACAUAAAUUCAACAAGAAAUCCCACCGCAAUAAUUUCUUUCCACGGCACAUUGAUAGGCAAUGAUCAUCACGCGCCUGCCGUUGCUGGAUUUUCUUCCAGAGGACCUAACUAUCCAAGCCCUGGAAUCCUGAAACCCGACAUUUUAGGCCCUGGAGUCAAUAUUUUAGCAGCAUGGCUGUAA